Lactuca saligna is the source of this 1678-nucleotide messenger RNA. NCBI's taxonomy places the organism in Eukaryota, Viridiplantae, Streptophyta, Magnoliopsida, Asterales, Asteraceae. The record is from the annotation of a GenBank genome assembly.
AAAUUUUAGGGAGCUACAAGGGGUUGACUAAAAGCUUAAAGUCGAAUUAUAACUUGAUCGCACAUAACGCCACGGCGACCAGCGUGACUGAUCGGAAAAUUUGCUCAACGCGGUUUCUGAAAGCGACGCAUAUUAUAUAAUCGAAUUCGAAGCACACUGAUGCAGAAUCAAAAUCUCCCCAAUUUUCUUUAUGGUCGAAUCCCUAGAACUCAAGCAAUGUCUAUGCUCGUGGACUGCCCCAACUGCCGUACAACGUUGAAACUACCGGAUGGAGCCAGAUCGAUAAGAUGUUCUGUAUGCCAAACCGUUACUAAAAUCGCUGACACCGUUGUACCCUCUCUUCGCCCUUCUCCGUUUGCUGAUGUGACGGGGUAUGCGCCUUCACCAUCGCCUUACACUAAUGCUCCGCCGUAUCCUUACGCCGUUUCUCCGUUUCCGGGUCUAGCGGCGCAUGUUCCUUCGCCUUACAACAAUGCUCCGUCAUCUCCUUCGGCUGUUACAGCGUUUCCUGGUCUAGUGCCACAUAUGCCUUCACCGUCGCGUUUGAGCUAUUCCCCGCCGUCCGUUUAUGGCAGGAAGAAGGCGCUGAUCGUCGGCGUAUCGUAUAAGAACACUAGUCACGAGCUUAAAGGAUGCCUUAAUGAUGCUAAAUACAUGAAAUACCUUCUGAUUAAGACAUUUCAGUUUCCCGAAUCUUCUAUUCGUAUGCUCACUGAAGAAGAAACAGAGUCUAGCAGGAUCCCAACAGCACGUAACAUGAGGACUUCACUCUCUUGGCUAAUCGAAGGAUGUCAACCAGGAGACUCUCUCGUCUUUCACUUUUCCGGCCACGGUUCCCGGCAGAGGAACCUCAACGGCGACGAGCUUGAUGGUUAUGACGAAACCUUGUGCCCCUUGGAUUUUGAAACAGAAGGUAUGAUCAUUGACGACGAAAUCAACGCAACAAUCGUCAGACCUCUUCCUCUGGGAGCCAAACUUCAUGCAAUCAUCGAUUCUUGCCAUAGUGGGACUGUUCUAGAUCUUCCAUUCCUCUGCAGAAUGAAGAGUACUGGGCAUUACGAAUGGGAGGAUCAUCCGGAUGUGACGAUGAUCAAACAAUCUGCUGAUACAUCGGCGUUAUCAAAAAUCACAUCAACAGGGGCAAUGACGUUCUGUUUUAUAGAAGCUAUAGAACAUGGAAACGCGUCUACUUAUGGAAGCUUGUUAAGCUCAAUGCGUACACCAUCCGUAAUGCAUCAAGAGGGUUUGGUUCUGCGAAUUCUGUGCAUGAUAUGCUUUCAAGUAAUCGUGGGUUCACUCAGGAACCACAAUUGACUUCAUGUGAGCCUUUCGAUGUGUAUGCAAAACCAUUCUCCUUCUGAUCUUCAUAUUUGAUGAAGACGCACAUUCUAGUUGAGUACAGUUUGUAGAAAUUGUCCCUAUGUCUGUGUGUGAUUGCUAACUGUAAAGAAGUCAGUAUCGUUAUAAGUAAUAAGUGUGGAUAUAUAUAUAUUAGCUUUCUUGCUACCAUAUGAUGGUUUGUAACAAAGAUAAGAUUUGGAAGAUCUGAAUUUGAAGUUUGAACACAUUUGAACGUUUGUGAUGUGAAUGAGUGCUACCUUCUCCUUGAAUCUGUUAUAUUUUGAUUUGUUAAUUGUUAAUUGUCAUGAAUGAAAGAUUAUGAUCCAAGUUCAUGUUA